This is a messenger RNA of Morone saxatilis (striped sea-bass), 6119 nucleotides long. It is a transcript of the gene mon2, whose product is annotated as MON2 homolog, regulator of endosome-to-Golgi trafficking. The record is from RefSeq and is a predicted model, not a curated record. Lineage: Eukaryota; Metazoa; Chordata; Actinopteri; Moronidae. Bases 389 to 5521 code for a protein of 1710 amino acids. The transcript is spliced from 36 exons.
UGGUGGACAUUGCAUUGUGGGAAGGGAAAGUGGAGCUGCUGUCGGCCGUCGAAACUGCUCAAUUUGGCGAAUAUCUUAUAUCCAUUAGUGAGCAGCCUGAAGAAACAGACACCAAGGGGAGCGAUGCUACUUCACGGAGCUAAUGUCAGCGGGCUGUGAAGGAGACGAACAUAUGCCGGUGUCAUCGCUGCUCUCCUGCGCACGGGCGCUCAAAGCACAGAAGUGGGAUACUGUGUCAAUGGACCGCGGCGUUUUUAUUUUCUUUUCCAAAGCAGCCGAAUAAAGUAACGACGGAUUAUAGUCCCGCUGUGGAUGGGCGCGGGGGGCGACUGCGCUCCGGCUUUGCUUAUCGUUUGAAGUGAGAUUUCUGUCGAAGACGCCGUCGAAGAUGUCGACCAGCAGUCCCGAAGCGGUGAAGAAAUUGCUGGAGAACAUGCAGACGGACCUGCGGUCUCUGUCCAUGGAGUGCAAGAAGAAAUUCCCCCCAGUCAAAGAGGCCGCAGAGUCUGGCAUUGUGAAGAUUAAGACCAUUGCAGCCAGGAAUACAGACAUUCUAGCAGCUCUAAAGGAGAACAGCUCAGAGGUCGUGCAGCCUUUUCUGAUGGGCUGUGGCACCAAAGAGCCAAAGAUCACCCAGCUGUGUCUGGCUGCCAUCCAGAGACUCAUGUCCCAUGAGGUGGUGUCUGAGGCCGCUGCGGGGAACAUCAUCAACAUGUUGUGGCAGCUGAUGGAAAACGGUUUGGAGGAGUUGAAACUUUUACAGACGGUCCUGGUCCUGCUGACAACCAACACAGUCGUACACGAUGAAGUACUUUCCAAGGCUAUUGUGCUAUGCUUUCGUCUGCACUUCACUAAGGACAACAUCACCAACAACACAGCGGCCGCCACCGUCAGACAGGUCGUCACCGUGGUCUUUGAGAGGAUGGUGGCUGAGGAUGAGCGUUUUAAAGGUAUUGUGGAGCAGCCUCCUCCUGUUCAGGGAAACACCAACAGACGGUCUGUUAGUACUCUGAGACCCAGUGCAAAAGAUGCAUACAUGCUGUUCCAGGACUUGUGCCAGCUGGUGAAUGCUGAUGCCCCCUACUGGCUGGUGGGGAUGACAGAGAUGACCCGUACUUUUGGCCUGGAGCUGCUUGAGUCUGUUCUUAAUGAUUUUCCUGGAGUAUUCCUACAGCACCAGGAGUUCAGCUUCCUGCUGAAGGAACGAGUGUGUCCCCUCGUCAUCAAGCUCUUCUCUCCUAACAUCAAGUUCCGGCAGGGCAGCAGCAGCGCCGCCUCACCAGCACCUGUGGAGAAACCUUACUUUCCCAUCUGCAUGAGGCUGCUGCGCGUGGUUUCAGUCCUCAUUAAGCACUUCUACAGCUUGCUGGUGACCGAGUGUGAGAUCUUCUUGUCUCUGCUGGUGAAAUUUCUAGAUGGGGAGAAGCCACAGUGGCUGAGAGCGGUGGCUGUGGAAUCAGUCCAUAGGCUAUGUGUGCAGCCACAUUUAUUACGGUCAUUCUGCCAAUCAUAUGACAUGAAGCAGCACUCCACUAAGGUAUUCAGAGACAUCGUCAACGCCUUGGGCUCCUUCAUUCAGUCCCUCUUCAUCGUCAACAAUGCGGGCAACACUGCAGCCGUCAGUGCACCUGCUGGUGGCUCGGGUUCGGGGGCCCAGGGCACAGCACAGGGUGGCCCAGGAACAGGAGGGGUCAGCGGCAACCUGACCACGCAGGCUGCAUUCGAAUACCGUGGUACCUGGAUCCCCCUCAUGACUGUUAGCGUCCAGGGCAGCGCCAAGGCCACUUAUCUAGAAAUGCUGGACAAGGUGGAGCCCCCGUCCAUCCCGGAGGGCUACGCCAUGUCUGUGGCCUUCAGUGCCCUACUAGACCUGGUGCGGGGCAUCACCUCUAUGAUUGAAAGAGAAUUGGCUACGGAGGAGGAGGCAGCUGCUGAGUUCAGAGAGGCACAUCCUGAUCAGGAGUGGCAGCCACAACCUGGAGCCCACCUGGUGUGGGAGGAGAUGGUCAGUGCCUGCUGGUGUGGUCUACUGGCUGCUCUAUCUCUGCUACUAGACGCCAGCACCGAUGAGACAGCCACAGAGAACAUCUUAAAGGCAGAGCUGACCAUGGCCUCUCUGUGUGGUCGUCUGGGCCUGGUGACGCCCCGUGACGCUUUCAUUACAGCCAUCUGCAAGGCCUCUCUGCCGCCGCAUUAUACCCUGACCGCUCUGAGCAGCAACACCGCCAACCUCUCCAGCAAAGCCUACUCGAUCCAGGGCCAGAGUGUUCAAAUUAUCAGCCCCUCCAGUGAAUCCCAUCAGCAGGUGGUUGCUGUUGGGCAGCCGCUCACUGCCCAGCCCCAGGGCACUGUAGUGCUGACUGCCAAGAACAUCCAGUGUAUGCGUACCCUGUUGAACCUGGCUCACUGCCAUGGGGCUGUGCUGGGCAGCUCCUGGCAGCUGGUGCUAGCGACACUGCAGCAUUUAGUGUGGAUCCUGGGGCUGAAGCCAGGAGUGGGCGGUGCCCUGAAGCCUGGUCGAGCUGUGGAGGGACCCAGUACAGUGCUGACCACAGCCGUGAUGACAGACCUACCCAUCAUCUCCAACAUUCUGUCCAGACUUUUUGAGAGCUCCCAGUACCUGGAUGAUGUGUCCCUGCAUCAUCUGAUCAACGCUCUCUGUUCCCUCUCCCUGGAAGCCAUGGAGAUGGCUUAUGGAAAUAACAAGGAACCAUCUCUGUUUGCUGUGGCCAAGCUGCUGGAGACUGGCCUUGUCAACAUGGAUCGUAUAGAGAUCCUGUGGAGACCCCUAACUGGCCACUUAUUGGAGAAGGUCUGUCAGCACCCAAACUCCAGGAUGAGAGAGUGGGGGGCUGAGGCGUUGACAGCGCUUAUCAAAGCUGGCCUGGCCUUCAAACACGACCCUCCACUGGCCCAAAAUCAGCGGCUGCAGCUUCUGUUGCUGAACCCCCUGAAGGAGUUGUCCAACGUGCUGCAUGCAGAUAUCCGGCAGAAACAGCUGGAGAGUGUCCUGCAGAUCCUACAGAGUCAGGGAGACAGCCUGGGGCCCGGCUGGCCCCUCGUCUUGGGUGUUAUAGGAGCCAUCCGCAAUGAUCAAGGUGAGUCAUUGAUCCGAACAGCCUUCCAGUGCCUGCAGUUGGUGGUGACAGACUUCCUGCCCACCAUGCCUUGCACGUGCCUCCAGAUCGUAGUGGAUGUAGCUGGCAGCUUUGGCCUGCAGAACCAAGAGCUCAACAUCAGCCUCACCUCCAUUGGCCUGCUGUGGAACAUUUCGGACUACUUCUUUCAAAGGGGCGAGGCCAUCACACAAGAGUUGGGGAGGGAGGAGGAAGCGUUGCAGAAGCAGGCCCAGGAGAAAGGAGAGACCCUGAACAGGCCGUUCCAUCCCGCCCCUCCUUUUGAUUGCUUGUGGCUGUGCCUCUACGCUAAGCUGGGCGAGCUGUGUGUCGACCCACGGCCCGCUGUGCGUAAAAGCGCCGGGCAGACAUUGUUCUCCACCAUCGCUGCCCACGGGACCCUGCUGCAGCAGCCAACGUGGCAUAUUGUGAUCUGGAAGGUACUGUUCCACCUGCUAGACUGUGUGAGGACAUCCUCCACCACAGCAGACAAGGAGAAAAUUGAGUCCGGUGGCGGGAACAUCCUCAUCCACCACUCACGCGACACAGCUGAAAAACAAUGGGCGGAAACAUGGGUGCUGACACUAGCCGGGGUGGCUCGCAUUUUCAACACGAGGCGCUAUCUCCUCCAGCAGUUAGGUGAUUUCUUCGAGGCCUGGGAGGUGCUGCUGAACCACAUUCAGUCAGCUGCUCUCAGCAAAAACAACGAGGUGUCGCUGGCUGCCCUUAAGAGCUUUCAAGAGAUCCUACAGAUUGUUACACCUGUUAAAGACUCAGACAAAGCAGGUGAUGCAUUUGCUGCUAUGGGCGUCCCCCCAGUGCUCAUUGACCCCCUCUCAGCGUCUGGUCCUGGCAGACCCCUGGUGCGUUCAGAUUCGCUUGUCGAGCGGCUCACGCGAUACAACGGCGCUGAGCUGCAGGCCCCUCCCCCAGGGGAGGAGUCGGCCUUGGAAGACUCGGCAUUGUGGUGGUCAGCGUGGAACACGUGGUAUCGAACUGGAACAGACAGCACGAGGCCUCCUAGUGGCCCGACAGAGAAGCUCUCAUUCAUCCCUAGCCAGCCAUUCCUCACAGCAUUGAUCCAGAUAUUCCCUGCACUCUACCAGCACAUAAAAGCUAACUUCAGCAUGGAGGAUCUGAAGAAGCUGGGGGUCAUCCUCCAUGGGGCAGUAUCUGUGCCUAUCAGCAGCGAUGCCUCGCCCUUCAUCCUCCCCUCCUACACUGAGGCGGUGCUCACCAGCCUCCAGGAAGCUGUGCUCACAUCUCUGGAUGUUUUGCAGAAGGCCAUCUGUGUGGGCCCGGAGAACCUGCAGGUCAUGUACCCAGCCAUCUUUGAACAGCUGCUACUCUUCGUGGAGUUCUCCUGCAAGCCUCCUCAGUAUGGCAGAGUGGAAACCAAACACGUGGCCAAUGCCAAAUACAACCAGAUCCAGCUGUUUGCACCGGCAGAAUGGGUUGCCUUAAACUACGUGCCCUUUGCUGAGCGCUCCUUGGAGGUGAUGGUGGACCUGUACCAUAAAACAGCGUGCCACAAAGCUGUCAUCAAUGAAAAAGUUCUGCAGAACAUCAUCAAGACUUUAAGAAUGCCCUUGGGUUUGAAAUAUGCGUGUCCAUCAGAGAGCACCUGGAAGCUCGCAGUGUCAUCUCUGCUCAAGGUGCUGUCUAUAGGACUGCCAGUGGCACGCCAGCAUGCCUCAUCUGGAAAGUUCGACACUAUGUGGCCAGAGCUGGCCAAUGCCUUUGAAGACUUUCUUUUUACCAAAAGCACACCUCCAGAUAACCUUUCCAUCCAGGAAUUUCAGAAGAAUGAAGCCAUUGAUGUAGAGGUGGUUCAGCUGAUCAGCACAGAGAUUUUGCCGUUUGCCAAUUUCAUCCCCAAAGACUUUGUUGGCCAGAUCAUGGCUAUGCUCAAUAGAGGCUCCAUUCACUCACAGUCUCCCUCAUUCACAGAGGCAGAGAUCGAUGUGCGGAUGAGGGAGGAGUUUUCUAAGGUGUGUUUCGAGACACUGCUGCAGUUUUCUUUCAGCAACAAGGUGUCCACUCCACAGGAGGGCUACAUCUCUCGUAUGGCGCUCUCCGUGCUCCUCAAGAGAUCGCAGGAUGUUCUCCGACGCUACGUAGAGGAUGAGAGGUUGAGCGGACGCUGCCCCCUGCCCAGGCAACAAGUGACAGAGAUUAUCUUUGUCUUGAAAGCUAUCAGCACUUUGAUGGACUCUCUUAAAAAGACUCAGCCCGAAAAUGUGGAUGGCAACACAUGGGCUCAAGUGAUUGCCCUGUACCCCACGCUGGUAGAGUGCAUUACGUGCUCCUCGUCUGAGGUGAGCUCGGCCCUGAAGGAGGCCCUGGGGCCCUUUAAAGACUUUAUGCAGCCACCCGUCUCCAGAGUUCAGAACGGAGAAUCCUGACCAGGCUCGCCCGCAGAUCUUUGUUUUUAUAAUGAAGAAAUCUUGAAUGUGUCUUCUCGACCUACGUGCUUUAAAAGUGCACGGACAUGAACUCCAUGUGGGCCCCAUCUACAGUGACAUGAAGCAACCCACGGUGAACAGAGAGCCGAGGCCCACCCAGACCACGUUGAUGACCCUGACCUUCAUACGCAUCAUCGUAUGCUUCUCAUGUGAGCUGAUAACGCCUCUCUGCUCCCCCCCCCCCGCCUUCCUCGCGAUUCUCAUACGGACUGACUGCACUCUUGUGUUAACUACAGAGAUUUAAAAAAAAUAAUAAUAAUUCCAGUGUUGCCUCUGGGUUUAGUUUGUUCAUUCUCCUUCCGAGGCCGAAUCGAUGUACAGUGUGUGGUGAUAGUGAUGAUGUAAUUAAGAAAAAAAUGCAAAAACUGGGGCUUUAUUGAUCUUAAAAAUAAACACUUAGACUUUUGCAACAUUUUCAGCAGUGAGGAUUUUAUGCAAGAAAACAAAUCUUACUGUAACAUUCCAUGUCAUCUUUAGCCAGCCAUCUGAGAAGGGAUGUACUUGUCUGUAUAAAAUAAAUGGGACAAUUCUACAAUCA